CAUAUCUAAUAUUCGUUGGUGUAGUUUCGUUGCAUCGCAACAGGCUGGACAGUUGGAUCAAGCAUCCCAUCAUUAUCUGAUCGGAGAAACUGAGAGCGCUGUGUCAAAUGAUUGAUGUCAUGGCAAGAACGUGCCGUCAUCUGGAGGUUCCUGUUCUUCUUCUAUUCAUAUUGGUGCUUCGGCCGACUGUGUUUUCCGGGGAGUAUGUUAACUUCCUCUAUUCUGACCAUCUGAAUGGUCGGUUGUGCAGCCAGGGGAUCAGGGGUGAAGUAGCGGAUGUGACCAUAUUGGACUGUACCCGAGCGUGUGCCACCGACCGUCUCUGUAUCUCCUUCAUCUACGACGAUACCACAAGCACCUGUCAUUUGUACAACCAAGCUCUGAACCUCACCAGCAACUGCACCAUUCAUGCCGAUCACUAUUUCUCUUAUUAUUUCAAACUGGUUCAUGCUAAGGCGUCUACUGAAGUGAUCCGUGCCGUGUCUUCAGAGGAGUCAGGAAGCAGUUGGGAAGAGGAUGCUGGGGGUGGAGAGGAUGACAAGUAAUACAGAAACAUAAUGCCACAUUUCAUGCUGCUCUUUCUGUUCUGGUUCUCCGAUAAGAACACUGAUAACUGCUGAUUGAUGAAGGGUCAUGCCAAGUGUAUUGGCCAGAUGACCAUACCUAAACAUGUUGGUAAAUUCUCUCUGGCACGUGGUACAUCCAUAACUGUAGAUAAGACUAACGGCGGAAAGUGAUGUUGUUUAAAAUAAGUUUUUAAAGUCCUACAAACAGUUGGAGGGUUUUCCUAAUGUGGACAUUAUAAAUUACAGGCUAUUAUGUUGUCAUUGAAUGGUAUGGUUGUAUGACCUAUACCUGGUCGACGCCACUAUAAAGUGUUACUCACUGGUCAACUAAUCAAAUUAAUUACAACGGCUACGGUAAUUCAGGUAUUGGUAGUGGAUUCCGUAUGUUACCUUGGGAAGGCCGACCCGCCAUGUGAGGCACAUAGAACUGACAAAAUGUGCAUCUUCAAAGCUUUUGGUCUGUUAGAGAGGUAGAGUUUGUGACACAACAGCUCAAGAUAUUCAUGUUCGUCAAAUUGAUAUCCGGGCUAAACGGCAAAUGUACACAAUAAAAUCAAUCCAUCGUAUGUCGGUAUAUAAACAUAUUGUCAUGUGUCA
Messenger RNA from Haliotis rubra (blacklip abalone), 1163 nucleotides. RefSeq lists its product as uncharacterized. The record is from RefSeq and is a predicted model, not a curated record. The transcript is spliced from 2 exons. Lineage: Eukaryota; Metazoa; Mollusca; Gastropoda; Lepetellida; Haliotidae. Bases 108 to 545 code for a protein of 145 amino acids.